This is a messenger RNA of Botrytis cinerea B05.10, 1618 nucleotides long. RefSeq lists its product as hypothetical. The transcript has 3 exons. Bases 763 to 1260 code for a protein of 165 amino acids. NCBI's taxonomy places the organism in Eukaryota, Fungi, Ascomycota, Leotiomycetes, Helotiales, Sclerotiniaceae. The record is from RefSeq and is a predicted model, not a curated record.
GAUACGUAUUUUUGCCAUGAUGAUAUUCACAUUUCAAUCCAAAACACCCAGAAAUCGAUAAACCUUGAAUUUGCAAGGACCUUUUCAAUGCAAAGUAUCGUCCUUAGAUACGCGAUACCAUCUCGUGCAUACAUCAUAAGCAAGCAACCAUCUAUCGACCGACCUCACGAUUCCAACGCAUAAACACAUGCAGCAAGGCCAAAGAACUGCUUAGCUACUCGGUCCCAUCUUCUACAACACCAGCGCCAAUAAACAUCACCACACAACCCAUCCGCAGCGCUCCCAACCACCCCCCCCAACAUGCAGCGAGCAUCCCUCCCCCAUGCAACCACCAGCCCCAUCACACGACCUGCGCAUCCGCGAUCCGACUUCUGAAUCACACAUUAGAAUUUCCCCGCAACUCUUUGAUUAUUUUGGCUUUUCCACUUCCAUGCGUGCAUGUUCCUCUCCAUCAUACUGCAGUCGUGCAUCCACGUCAUCGAUUUCUUUCUGUGCUGCUUGCGUUAUAGUCCGGGUGUUUCUGUCUAUCUUUCUAUCUAUCUAUCCCUAUUCAUCUCACCCAUCAACACAUCAACACAUCAAUCUAUCAAUCCAUCAAUUUCGAUCUUGAUUCAAGUCGUUGCGCAUACAGACAGCAGACAGACAGACAGACACACAAGAAACGCCACCCCGCCAGAAGAUCCAACUACCGACAAUCAAGACAAGAUAAGAUAAGCAUCGCACCUGUCCAGUCACCUCGAUAUCUCCUCUCCUCCCGAGAAAAUGUUCGAGGCACGCCUGGAGAGGAAAGAGCGUGUAAAGCCACAAAGCUUGGGAGUAGCCUCGGAUUCAAAAAGAAGUGAUGAUAUGGUUCUUGACACAUCGGGAUUGUUUCCUAUCAAGGAACCCUUUUUCGUCACCGCAAAAUUCUGGAAACGAUUCUCCGUCUACGCCUCUGUAAUCCUCUCGGUAGCCUCUCUCGUCAUAUCCUCCAUCGCCUCUCUAAAGCCCACUACUGCAGCCGACAUGAAAGCUCUAAUAGUAACCAGCAUAAUCAUCAACGCACUCUCGGUCACACUUUCCGCACUCACGUCUCUCGACUGGCAAAGCCAAGCGACGACGGAUCGCCAAUUCGCACAGAUGCUGAGUCAGAUAAGUCAUGUGCAUGAUGGGAAGGAAGGGGGGAGGAUUGUGGUUUUGGGACGCGAGAGGGAGAGAGAGGAGGAGGAGAGGAUGAUGAGGGAGAGAGGAGUGAGUAUGGGAAUUGGGAGAGCGUUGUGAGGUUUUGCCGGCGUUUGUGAUGUGAAUAGGACGGGCGUUGGGUAGGGAAUGAGGGGUGGGAUGUAUGGAUUCUCAAGUGUUCUGGUUGUGUUUAGAGGAAGAUACAGAGAGGCAUUAUCUCCAUUUUCAACUUCGCUGGAAAUGGAGAUUGGGAGUGGGCGCCUUGAUAACGAAAGAUUGAUAGACAAGACGUGUAUAUUUUUGGCGUUGAAGCUAAUAGCUUGCUGGUAUGCUGGGAUAAUGGAUGGCUAGGCUAGAUUGCAUUGAGGGAUUGCGAACAUGUAUAACUAUAUACCCCGUUUUUUUUUCUUCCGCAUAUGUAUUAAUUAAUAAUUCACAACCCUAAAUUCAUGAUACA